Molecule: messenger RNA, 2197 nt
Organism: Meriones unguiculatus (Mongolian gerbil)
Lineage: Eukaryota; Metazoa; Chordata; Mammalia; Rodentia; Muridae
Gene: Abtb1
Product: ankyrin repeat and BTB domain containing 1
Exons: 12
Coding region: 161-1843 (560 amino acids)
Cellular component (GO): cytoplasm; ubiquitin ligase complex
Molecular function (GO): protein binding
Source: RefSeq, a predicted model, not a curated record
UGGGAGUGGGGCCUUGGUUGUGAGCUGGUCUCUGGGCGAAUGGGCGGAACCUGGCGGGGUUGAGUUGCCCUCUAGCCGUGUGGGCGGGGUCCUGGCUAGAGGGCCCCAGGGCUUAAGGGAGCGCGGUUAAGGCUAAUGGGUGGGACCAGCGGUCUUCUGGAUGGGGGGGCAGGGUACGGGUCGGGCAGUCCUCCGGGCGCCAGGCGCCGCUGCGGAGCCAGCCACUGCUGGGCCGUGCCGCGAGGGGCGGGGCAGUGAGUGUUUACAUCCGGCCGGGCCCCGACGACUCCCGAGAUCGCUCGGCCGGGGGUCCAGCCUCCUUCGCCAUGGACACCAGCGACCUGUUUGCCAGCUGCAGGAAGGGGGACGUAAGCCGUGUGCGGCCUGUGCAUUCCUAGGCCCUGCCCUUCUCAGAGAGAUGUGGCCUUCUUCCCCUUCCUGGUCCCCUCCCCCAGAUCAGAAGCAGUUCUCACCCAGGCUCUGCACUUCCUGCGCAGGUACCUGCUGGAGCAACGAGACGUGGAGGUACUAUGCCUGCCUCUGUGGGCAUGAGGAGUUGGUGCGCUUCCUGUUGGCUAACGGAGCCCGCUGUGAGGCCAACACCUUCGAUGGAGAACGGUGUCUCUACGGGGCGCUAAGCGACCCCAUUCGCCGGGCACUUCGUGACUACAAACAGGUCACUGCAUCCUGCAGGAGGCGGGAUUAUUAUGAUGAUUUCCUGCAGCGGCUCCUGGAACAGGGCAUCCACAGCGACGUGGUCUUCGUGGUACAUGGAAAGCCGUUCCGGGCCCAUCGCUGCAUCCUUGGUGCUCGCAGCACCUACUUCGCCAACAUGCUGGAUACCAAGUGGAAGGGCAAGAGCGUCGUGGUUCUCAGGCACCCCCUGAUUAACCCAGUGGCCUUUGGGGCUCUACUGCAGUACCUGUACACAGGCCGCCUGGACAUUGGUGUGGAGCAUGUAAGUGACUGUGAGCGCCUGGCCAAGCAGUGCCAGCUGUGGGACCUGCUGGAUGACCUAGAGGCUAAAUGCGAGAAGGUGUCUGAAUUCGUGGCUUCCAAGCCUGGCACGUGUGUGAAGGUGUUGACUAUUGAGCCCCCUCCAGCAGAUCCUCGGUUGCGGGAGGAUAUGGCACUGCUGGCUAGCUGUGCCCUGCCACCUGAGCUGCGGGGUGACCUAGGAGAGCUGCCCUUCCCAUGUCCCGAUGGCUUCAGCAGCUGCCCUGAUGUCUGCUUCCAAGUGGCCGGCUCCAGCUUCCUCUGCCACAAGGCUUUCUUCUGCGGCCGCAGCGACUACUUCCGAGCCCUGCUGGAUGACCACUUUGAAGAGAGCGAGGAGCCUGCCGGCCCCGGGGACCUCCCGGUUGUCACCCUGCAUGACAUCUCCCCAGACAUCUUCACUCACGUGCUGUACUAUGUGUACAGUGACCAUACAGAGCUGCCCCCUGAAUUGGCGUAUGAUGUGCUAAGUGUGGCAGACAUGUACCUUCUACCUGGCCUGAAACGGCUGUGUGGCCGCACCCUGGCCCAGCUGCUGGAGGAGGACAGUGUGGUGGGUGUUUGGCGCAUAGCCAAGCUCUUCCGCCUGGCCCGACUGGAGGACCAGUGCACUGAGUAUAUGGCCAAGGUCAUCGAGAAGCUGGUAGAGCGGGAGGACUUUGUGGAGGCCGUGCGGGAAGAGGCAGCAGCUGUAGCCGCCCGGCAGGAGACAGACUCCAUUCCGCUUGUUGAUGACAUCCGCUUCCAUGUGGCCAGCACAGUCCAGACCUACAGUGCCAUUGAAGAGGCGCAGCAGCGGCUGCGGGCGCUUGAGGACCUGCUUGUGUCCAUUGGCUUGGACUGCUGAGCCCUUGCUGCCUGGUGGCCAUGGGGCCAGGGCUUCCAUGGUGAUGAGCAUGCCGUGUGUGCAUGCAGCAACUGUUGGCUCUUACACGCUUGGUGGCAAUACAGUGGGCAGAGGGGACCCAUUGGGUUCCUGCAAUGAGCCUCCUCCUCCAGUGCACAAGAAAGCCCCGAGACUUGGGGCCGGCACCACUCAGGGAAAGCUGGGGUACGGUAGGCUUGGAACUUAGUCCCCUCUCCUGCAGCACCUCACCUGCUCCUUCCUGGCUUUCACCCAGCCCUGGCUUUGGCUGUUUCCAUGUACAGGGCUGGACAGGAAGUGGGGGAGUGUGUGUGGCAAUAAAGCUUGAAUUCACUG